AUGGUAGCCAAAGGCACACAAGAUCGACGAUCAUCAUCGUCAACAAAAGCCGCAGCCACACCUACAACUACAAAACGAACACGAAUAUCAUCAGCGAGUCAUGAUAAAAAAAAAGUCGCCAAACCAAUUGGUAUAUGCGGAUUUUGUUUGGGUGAUAAUGAAAAAAAUGCAAAUGGUGUUCCAGAAAAAAUGAUAAAUUGUGCAGAAUGUGGAAAUUCAGGACAUCCAUCAUGUUUACAAUAUUCAGAAAAAUUAGUAAAAACAAUCCGAACAAUUCAUUGGCAAUGUAUCGAUUGCAAACGAUGCAUUGAGUGUAAUAAAAGUGAUGAUUCACUAUUAUUCUGUGAUUUUUGUGAUGCUGGUGUACACCCGAAAUGCUGUAAUCCACCAUUGAAUAGCAUUCCUAAAGGUGAUUUUGCUUGUAAUGUUUGUCGUGAUGAAAUAUUAUUGUCACCAAAUAAAAAUCUAUCGUCAUCAUCGUCAUCAUCAACACGUUCUCGUCGUAGUAUUAAUUUAAACGGUGAAGAUCCGCCAGCAACUCUUUCACAGUCUGUUACUGAACUCGAUGAUGGCAUAGCGAAUUUUUUCAUACCAAACAAACAAAAUCUUAAUAAUAUUCGACAACAAUCUGUACAAAAAGCAAUGAAAUAUAUACGUGAAAAUAAAACAAUAAAAUCAACGAAUAAGAAAUUACUCAAACGGAUUCAUGCAACAACAUUAAAUACAAAUACAAUCAAAGAAAAUGAGGAAUUGUUAGCGGAAACAAUUUUAUCAUCAUCGAAAACACCACGAAUUAGAAAAAAACUUUUGACUGAAGAUUUAUGUUCAGAUCCUCAAACGAGUACACCUCUAUUAACACGUCAGCUAUUAAAUAAAAAGUCAUUUACAACAGAACCAUUAAGUCCUCGAAUGAUUUCUGAAUCAGAUAAUCAUCCUAUUGAAGAAUUAAGUAAAACACCGCUAUCAAAAGCAUCGAAUAAACGCAAACAUUCAACAAAUUCUUUAUCGCCUGUUUCGAAUACGCCAUCAAUUGUAAAAAAACGAGCGAAAAAUGAAUUACAAUUGAAAAAACAACAUUCAAAAUUGAAUAAUAAGAGACGAAAAGAAAGUUUAACUGAAGAUGAUCCAUCAGAUGACGAUAAACAAAUAGAAUCUACAGCUGAUAAACGACGGUUCAAUUUAGAUCUGUCUAAAUAUAAAAAUCCGCCGGCAUUUAUCAAAGAUGUACUACCAGAUAAUAUUAUUGAGAAUGAUAUAUAUUUGUUUCUUGAAGCACGUAAAGAUGCUUCUAAACUUAUAACAGAUUGUUCUGAUAAAUUUCAUUGUUCAAGUGAAACGAUUGUUGAAGAUACAACGAGUUCAUCCCGUUGGCCACCUUAUAUUGUAUUCGGUUCAGAUUUAAUGAAAACUUGGUAUUCAUCAUCCUAUCCUCAGGAAUAUGCACGUGUACCGCGUUUAUAUAUUUGUGAAUUCUGUUUAAAAUAUAUGAAAUGUGAACAAGUUUAUGAACGACAUCGUAAAAAAUGUGCUGCAUUUCAUCCACCAGCCAAUGAAAUCUAUCAUCAAGAUGAUCUGUCAGUUUUUGAAGUUGAUGGAAAUAUAAAUCGAAUUUAUUGUCAAAAUUUAUGUCUUCUUGCAAAAUUAUUUCUCGAUCAUAAAACACUUUAUUAUGAUGUUGAACCAUUUUUAUUUUAUGUCCUAACUAGAAAUGAUUCAAAAGGUUGUCAUUUUAUUGGUUAUUUUUCAAAAGAAAAACAUUGCCCACAAAGAUAUAAUCUAUCAUGUAUAACUGUACUACCCAAUUGUCAACGUCGAGGUUAUGGCCGAUUUUUAAUUGAAUUAAGUUAUUUACUUUCACAAAAAGAAGGACAAGUUGGCACACCUGAACGGCCAUUAUCGACGCUUGGUGCACAAACAUAUGAAGCAUAUUGGAAAAUAAAAAUUGUCGAACAACUACUGAACUGUUUUAAUGAAAAUAAACAAAAAUGUUUAUUGAAAACGAUUAUGAAUGAAACAGGAAUGGCCAUUGAUGAUAUUAUUGAAACUCUACAAAAUUUAGGUGUUUUAACAAUGAAAUCAAAUGGAAAGCCUGUUAUUAAUGCUAAUGUGGUACAAUUAGAAGCGAUGCUUAAGAAUGAAAAAAUUAAACAUGCACAUUGGGUUACAAUUGAUAGUGAAUAUUUACGUUUUACUCCUGUACUUACACCACUUCUAUUAACAAAUGAAGAAAAAGCUGUUGAAAAGGAAGUGAAAGAAAUUCAAAUUGUAUUUAAACAAAUGGGCCAAGAUGCUGUUGAAGCGGCAUUAUUACACGCUGAAUCGAACGACGGUUCAAAUCCUAAUGAAACAGUUCGGUAUAUUCGAAGGAGAAAAAAUGGACAAAAACGUCGUUCAAUUCUUGUUAAACGUCGAACACCAACUAAUAAACCACUUAAAAAUGAAUCAAUUAUUACUCAUGAUGAUAGUUGUAUAGCUGAUAAAACCAUAGAUGAUAACGAUGAACAUUCUCAGGAAUAUAAACCUCGUCGACCAGUAUCUAUAAUAAACGAAUCUACGGAAGAAGAAACAUCUGCUCCAGUAGUACCGUCACCGAAAAUCCCUAUUAAACCACCAAUAUUGAAACAAUUGAAACUUGAUCAAUUUCUUAAAGCCAUUCCACCCGAAGCGGAUUCAUUGGCGAACGAAGAACUUGAAAUUAAAAGUGAAAAUAGUGAAGAAAUUCAUUUACAAUCAAGAAGAAUAAGUCGAAAUACACGAUUGAACUCGGCAUCAAAAUUUGAGAAUUCAUCAGAAUCUUCAAAUAAACCUGAUCGUAUGUAUAUUCAUAAUAAUCCAGUUCUUUUCAAAGAGAUUUCUAUUCUAGCUAAUUAUCAAGACUCAUUGACAAGACAAAUCAGUGAAAGUGGUCUUUCAGUAGCAUCAUCAAAUGAUACCACAACAACGACGAAUACAUUCAGUUCAUCUUCAACAUUCAACAUGGAUGGAUCAUUAUCAUUAAAGAAAUGUAGUUUAACUCCAUCAGAAAUUCAAGCUUUAAUCGAUAGUACAGUUUCGCCAACUAAGGUUCAUAUUCAAUUUUUUGUAGUAGAAAAAACAAAAAAUUAUUUAUUUCAGAGUAACACUGAUCAAUCAAAUACAGUAGCCAAAGCUUCACCUGAAGUACUUUCAUCCCUAUCAGAUAUGCUUAGUAAUCCACUUUUAUCAUCUAUCAAUGGCGCUGAUGAUGAAACGAAAAUUGCUCACAUUGAAUCUCAAUUAAAGACAAGUACAGCUUCUAUAGUUAAUGAUAACGAAGAAGAAACAAUUUCAUCGAUCAAUUCAUAUGAAACAACCAUUGAACCCAUUGAAACAACUGAUGAUGAUCAACCGCCUAGUCUUACAUCACCAACCUCAAUGAUUGUCUCACAAUCAAAUCAUUAUAAUUAUCCAAUACGAAAUAAACAACAACAAGAAAUUAAUAAUUUUAAUCCAUCGACUAGUAAUAUGACAUAUAAUUAUGCUAAUCCAUCAUAUCCCUAUUCACCCUAUCCACCAGCACCAUCAUUUGAUAUGCAAUCAUAUUAUUAUCAUCAACCAACAAUACCCAUGGAUUAUAUGCCCUAUUACCCAACAUCAUUACCAACAGGUUAUCCUCCUGCAGGACCCAUAUAUGGAAAUACAUCUGAACAACCAACAUUCUAUACGUCCAAUGAUGUCAAUACAAUUCCCUAUAAUGGUAAUGGAACUACACCGUAUAUUUAUCCAACACCACAACCCUCAUCAACUGUACCAACAAGUCAACGACAUUGA
Molecule: messenger RNA, 3789 nt
Organism: Rotaria socialis
Lineage: Eukaryota; Metazoa; Rotifera; Eurotatoria; Philodinida; Philodinidae
Source: the annotation of a GenBank genome assembly